AUGGCGGCUGUUACCGACAUCAAGUUUCUUAUCGCUAUCCUCCAUAGUUUCACCUUUGACCACUCAUUCGUAACUCGGGUCCUCGAAAAGUGGCCUACCGACUUGUGUGAUGCUCCUGCUGAUGGCGGAGCUCUGGGCCGCAAUGUUGAAGAAAUCUGGCAAAAGUGGGCUGGCGAUGGCGUGACUCCUGGUCCUGAACCUGGUCUCGGUUCUGAAGUUGACUCUGGUACUGCUCCUACCUCUGCUCAGGGCCCCGGUCAUGUCUCUGGUCCCGACGCUGCAAAGGAGCACUCGGCUAGUACUUCCCAGACCCACCCUGUCAUCAUCAUCGACGACGAUGAAGACGAGACCAAGAACUCCAGCACUCUCGCCCCACUUCGCGACUUGAGUGUCUCUGCUCCUAAUGCCAGUUCCAUCAAGGAAAAGUCUGGCGGCGCUCCUCAGACCAACUCUUUCAUCCUGAUUGACGACAGCGAUGAAGUCGAGGACCCCGGCACCUCUGUCCAGCCUCCCAAGUUCAAGAUGCCUGAUCGCCAUGAGCAAGACACCCCUACCGUUGGUCGUGUUUGGUCUGCUGCUGCCAACAACGCAGUCGCCUUCCCCAGUCCCGAGAGCAUGAGAAAGCAAGUCGCUACCAAAAAAACCAAGGCACGCAACACCAAGGCCAGAUCUGCGCGCUCAAAGGGAAAGAAGAAACUUGUCGACAACGAUAACGACUCCAAGCCUGAUGAGAUGCUCAAUAACCCCUUCUCACUUGGUUCUUGCCGCAAGCGCCGUUCUGAGACCGAUUACAACCACGUGCCCGAGUACGAAGUGUAUGACCGCUCCGAUGAAGACGAGAACUUCGAGUAUGAGGGAGAUGAUGACAUGGAUGAGCGCCUCAAUGCCAGAUUCGAGAACCACUGGCCUGAGCUCGACACUCCUUCCAAGCGCCAGAAGACCAAGAAAUGA
Aureobasidium namibiae CBS 147.97 is the source of this 951-nucleotide messenger RNA. RefSeq lists its product as uncharacterized. Lineage: Eukaryota; Fungi; Ascomycota; Dothideomycetes; Dothideales; Saccotheciaceae. Bases 1 to 951 code for a protein of 316 amino acids. The transcript has 3 exons. The record is from RefSeq and is a predicted model, not a curated record.